Messenger RNA from Cinara cedri, 6572 nucleotides. The record is from the annotation of a GenBank genome assembly. Lineage: Eukaryota; Metazoa; Arthropoda; Insecta; Hemiptera; Aphididae.
AUGGAUGAUCUUACAUCAUUCCUCAUGUUCCUUAAUUUAUCAGUCAAGACAUCACUGAUAACAACCAAAUCUGGCCCAUCAUAUCUCAUCAACCGACUUGUGAACAAGGUGAAUGAUUAAGCCAUCGAUUGUAUCAUAGAUAAAUUAAGGAACAUAAGGAUUACAUUGAGCAAGGGCGGACUGGGAAUACAAAUCAACCACAUUGAAACUGGAAAUUCAGCCAAAAAUAUUGAAUGUCAAGAGUAUAGUAGUAUGAUCCACAACUAGUAUUUAUGUUUUUUAGUUUUUAAUUUUUUAGUUUUUUUUGAUGUUUCCACUCACUUUUUUUUAAUUACCUACUUAGUUACAAUUACUAUAGAAAAAAAAAGUAAUAGUAAUAAUAAUUUAUCAACCCCAAAUAAUCCAAUCAGCUCAAAUUGUUGUCAGUUCAGGCAAAGAUCACCCACCCGCCACCCUAGCCAAUCCGCUCCUGACAUUAAGUAGGUAAUAGGACUGAUACGUGCAACCGGCAAUUUAUUAUCUUUAUUCGUGUAUGAAACAUAAACAAAUUGUACUUAUUUUAAAUAUUUAUCAUUAUAAUAAUUUGUACAGAUGAUACUGUUGGAUUUCGUUCAACGAAUGAGAGUGGAAAAAUUCUUAUCCGGUUACCUGUCCGUUUACGAGCUCCAUAAAACUUGAUCGACGACAUUAAGAACUCUAUGAUGACGCGUAAUACUAUAAUUUGACUCUAAUAUAUAGUGUAUAUUUAAUGUCGUUUUUUUUUUUUUUUUUCGUAAAUUAAGCUUAUGUUAUUUUUUUACGGUUUUUUGUGAUUCAUAAUAGUUAUAUACUGUACUAUAUGUUAUAAUAUUAUUGUGUUGAAACAAUAAACCUAAUAACCAUGUAGAUUGCUAUUUAUAUAGUAUAUAAUUGAAAUAAACAUACAUUUUUUUUAAUAAUUUAGUGUAUUUACUUGCUAUAGUAAAUAUAAUUACAAAUAAAUACGUAUGUAUAGGUUAUAUCAGGGGCGCAUCAAGAGGGGGUGGGGCAAAAGAAGCAGGUGAUCCAGGUGGCAAGAGUGGCGAAACUUUUAAGGGAGUCAACAAAUGAUUCGAUAAUAUCGUUUUCAAUAUAAUAAAAAUAAAAUAUUCAGUUAAAUAAAUAUUAAUUAUUUUAGUUUACGAAUUUACGAUGUCACUUGUCGGAAUAUCUGAAAUCGUAAUAAAAUCUAAUAUUUGGACUAUUAGAUACUUAUUGGGAGAGAACACUGGGAGUCAAUCAAAUGUAUGGGUACACUAUGAGUUUGAAAUUAAAUUAAUAAAGUUGCUAUCUAAAAAUGUAUUUAUAUCUAUUGUAAAAUACGAUACGUGUUAAAUAAUUGUUGAUGUGUAGUAAGACUCUAGAUAGGUAAGCAAAUAGUUAUUUUGUAAGUAUAAUAAAAAAUUGUUUGGGUUAUUUACUUGUAAAAAAUAGUGUGUACUGAAUUAGGGGUGUCAUAUUUAUGUUUGCUCCCAUAUACAUUGUCACGGCCCUGGGUUAUAUACCUAUAUAAACAAUACAUUGUAAAUUUGUAAUAUUAUCAUUGUCUCAAAAGUCGAGUUUAUUGAUUACUCGUGUAUUGUUUUCUCCGAUUAUUUUGAAAGCCUGGUGGAAAAUCGAAAAAAUGAUCUCUUUAUAAAGUUGUUUACAGACAAAACAAACACACAUCCCUCCCUUUACUCUGCAUCUUAAUAAUAUUAUAUAUAUUUAUAUAUAUUAUGAAAACUUCGUGUGUGUUUCCGUAGCAACGUAUUGACGAACUUCUUAUCGAUAAAACAUAAAACAAUAUUAUAAUAUCUUAGUGGCCAGUCUAUUUGGUUUGGUUAAAGUAACAUUAAAAAAAAAAAAAAUGGUAUGUAUGAAAAAUUGUAAGUUUAUACUGUAACUUUUAUAACUAUGAUUCAUUUUUUCUCAAGGCACCGAAAAAAAAAUCCAAAGGAGGCAAAGGGGGCCGGACAAGUGCUGGAAUCGUGGACGGCGUGUCCAUGGCCGAAAUGUCCAGGGAUCAACUCGAAGGGUUCGCGGCUCGUAUGAAAAAGGAACUCGAACGUGAACGGGAAGAACGGAACUUUUUUCAACUGGAACGGGACAAAGUAUUGACGUUUUGGGAAAUCACUAGGCACGAACUGGAAGAAAAUAGAGCAUCGUUGAGGUAUGAAAUAAUAUUUAUGAUUAUCGAAAGUAAUAAUAAUAUGAGUAAUUAAUAAAUACUUAUAAUAAUAUUAUCGUAAUAUUUUGCAGGAACAAAGACCGGGAGAUCGAGGAUAUCGAGGAAAAACACCAGGACGAAAUCAAAGUUUACAAACAAAAAUUGAAGCUUUUGAUGUACGAACAACACGUCCACCUUUCAGAAGUGCAAGUAUGCGUAUUAGUUUAUGGUUUAAAUUUUUUUUUACUUACGUCACAUCAUUUUAACUGUUUGUAUAGGCCGAGAAUAUGGUUUCGUUGAAAAUCGCCAACGACGAGCACAUAAAAGAAGAAGACGAUUUGGUGAAAGAAAACGAUGCGCUAAAACAAGAAAUCGUGGAGAUAAAUUUGCGACACAUUGAAGAGAUCAACAAUCUCCGAUUGGUAAAAUAAUAUUCAGGAUCUUAUGACAAUCGAAUAAUACUUCCGUUAUAAAAUUUCUUUUUCCGGAAAAACAAAAUACAGCUCAGGAAGAUAAUAAUGAAUUUAUUCCGUAAAAUUUCCCGUUGUAUGUUUUUGAGCAUGUUUAACCUUUUUAUGAUUAUUUUGACCCUGUGUGAAUUUUAAUAAAAAAUUUCUACAGAAAAUCGUAACUUAGGAAAUUUCAAUUGUCAAAAUAACUGAUUUUUCACAAACCGUUUUUGGUAUUAAGAGAGUUGUAUUACUUAGAGUUUUUUUUACAAUAGUAAAAAUUCUACGAUUUUUCACCUUUUAUCAAAAAUUAUAUACAUUUUUUUCCUUUUUAUUUGAAAUAUUUUUAUUGCAAAUUUAAUAAAAAAAAAAAAAAAAAAAAAAGGAAGAUACAAGUUCAGUACAACAGCUAGAGGCUACAAGAUAAAAAUAGACUAAUACUAGUUCUCUACUAUUUAGUUUACCGAAUUUCGUUCAAAAUCAGUUUCUGAUUGAAAUGAUUUAUCAUUGCUUUCAAUAAUAAGUAACUAAAUUACCUUAUACUCUUUGGUUAUUUCACUUUUUAACACUUACAUUAAAUAAUAUUGUUAUAAUGUAAUUUUGUUUCAGUGCAUUAAGAUCUUUUAACAAUACCUAAAAUACCUAUUUCAAGAUAACGUUUAAUGUUUCCAAUGUCUAUAGGAACACGCCAGAGUUAUGAGACAACUUAAAGACAGGUUUAUCAUGGACUGUCAAGCGAUCGAAGGUAAAUACCAGAAACGGAUGGAAGACUUGAGGAAUCGUAUGGACCUGAAGAACAAAGUGGAAGUGGCCGAGACGGAGGCGAGAAAGAACAAGCGGAUAGCCGAGAUAAUAGAAGACCACAACAACGCGUUCAACAAUCUAAAAGAACAUUACAAUGACAUAACCGUUAACAAUCUGACGUUAAUCGGUAGUUUAAAGGUUUCGUAUACUAUAUAACAUAUUUUAUUGUACCACGUCAACUGUACGUAAAUAUUAUUGUUGUCCCACGCAGUGUUUUGUAUUCGAAAAGAAAUCUUCUAACCGCCGUCGUGUUAUUAUGUGUACCGCAGGAAAAGUUAUUAGAACUGAAAGAAGACCAACAGAGGGCGGAAAUGGGCUUAAAAGAAGUGACAAAAGAAAACGAGUCGUUAAGAGGCCCGUUAAACGAAGCUCGAAAUACCGUAGAAGAAUUGACGCAAAAAAUGGCCAAUUACAUAAAGGACAAACAACGAUUGACGGCAAGUUUAUCGCACAUACUUAAAAUAUUACAAGAGUGACGAGAAAAUGUCGUAUAUAACGAAUUCUUCUGAGUUUUUCAAAUAUUUCUCGUGCUCGCGGCAUAUUAAGUAUAAUAUUGAGAAAUGGUUUUACAAAUAAUAUUUCGUUUUUCGACGAUUGAUCGAAUUACAACGUAAUAAUGUCUUUAACAUUCGAGUGGUUAAAUAUUUCAAGUACGCGUCAUUUAAAACUAUUGAUUCUUACAUUUUAUUUCCAACAGUCGUUGAGUAGCGUUCGAAAAUAAAUCACAAGUACCAAAUCAAUUAUUAUUAAUUUGUUGUAAAAUAUGAACACUUUCCUGUGGCAAUAAUAUUAUCACGGUUCAAUAACCGUCCGGAGUUAUACUUAAUAGAUGAUUUUAAAUAUUUUUUACUAAUGUCUCCACAGGUCCUCACCAAAAGAUUGAAACAUUCGAUCGAGAAAUAUAAGGAGCUCCAGGUGAAUUAUGACGAACUGAAAAUGAUUUCUGAAAAAGUAAAAAUUGCGUAUGAUAUUAAAUUAACAAGCGAAUUUAUCUGUAUAAAAUAUAGUAACCGUGUGUUAGAUGCAAACCGACUUGGAUAACACGAAUGACGAGUACACGGAAAAAUUAAUGCGUCUGCAGAUGGAACACGGGAAAAAAUUGCUAACGGUCGAACAUCGACUGAAACGAUCGAGAGACGUGGUAGAGGAAAAAGAAGCGCAAAUAGCACGUCUGACGGCGGCCACUUCAAUGGACACGUCCAUUGCUAUGGCGAUGAAUGUAAAGACCGAGGUAAAUCAUUUACCUAUUAAUUUUAAUGUUGUAGAAGUGUAGAAUGAACUGUAUUUACAAAAUAAAGAUUUAUAGAACACGAGCAACUGAAUAUAAUAAUAAUGUUCAUAUUCAAUUGUGAAAAUUGAGCGUGUAAAAUGAUUUCUGGCUUAGGGUUGAAAGUUGAAAUCCUAAAAUGAUUCAUUAUUGGUAUUUGGUUUUUUGUACCGCCGUACGUAUAUAACAUUAUAUCCCCUGGCCUAAACUAAAUAAUCUAGGAUAAUUUCUGGAAUUUAGUCCUGCACAAGAGUUAAUAAAAUAUACCUAAUGUAUAAUAUAAUAGGUCGCAGUAGCGCAAUGAUCCCCCCCCCCCAUAAAAAAAAAUAUGUUUGUGAGUUUUUUAUGAAUUCUGCGUAGCACUUAGUUGUAUGAUUCGUAUACUGAUUUGAAAUAUAGUGUUAUAACACCGUGUAUAAUUAAUAAGUGAUAAUAGCUACGGCGCGGUUUCGGUUAUAACGGUGGAAACUCGUUCGCGCACAUAUUGACAUAUUUUUUAAAUUUACGAUAACUCGUUCGCGCACAAAAUUGUAAACAAUGGAAACCUGCAGUUGUAGGUAUAGUUUUGGGUGUACAUGGUGUCUUAAAGUAUAUGUGGUUCAAUAGUGGUUUCCCAUCAGUUGUCAAUGUUGUCAUCUGUCAGUAAUACGUUAUAAUCGCUCUUUAUUUCUAUUUUUUUUAAUCUAACACUAUUUUUUUUUAAAAUUCCUUUGAAAAAAAGUUUCGUUUGUUCGCAAAUUGUGCGCAAAUGAGUUGCAGCUGGUUAUAAUUACAAGUCGGGUAGCUACAAGUAUAAUAAUAUAAUAAUAUUAUUGUGUCAUUAAUUCAAUGGUCUAUGUUAAUAACUUAUUACAAACAUUUUCAACGUGUAGUUUUAUGUUAUCAGCGUGAUUUUAUUAUCAAUAGAUAUAUCAGUAUAACUAGAUGGCAGAUACUAUUAAUCUUAGACUGUAAAUUAUUAUUAUUAUUGUAUCAUAACUUAUGAGUAAACUAUAUUUAAAUACAUAAUUAGUACUUGUCUAAAUUGUUUUCCAAUAUGAGUUGUCUAUAAAUUAAAGUUAAACAAUUUAAAGAUUUUAAUCAUAAACUAAGUUAACCUUACCCCCCUCACCCUGUCAAACACCACCCGAAAUUGAACUUUUUUCAAAUUCAUAACCCCGACCCCUCUCGAAAAUACAUUUUUGUUGCGCUACUGAUAGGUCGUAGAUCCGCUUGCAAGAGAGGUAGCUGCCCACCCUGCCACCUUUUAGGGCUGUAAACAAGCUUGUAGUUAUAAUAAUUCCUUAGAAUUAAAAAACAAAAAUUAAGAAAAUUAAUUUAUGAUGAUAAGUUAUCAUUGAUUAAUAAAUGUUUAUUUUAAAUUGUUUUUAGUAUGCUUACAGUAGCUACGGUUAAUUAUGUUGUGUCAUCUGUGAUUUCAGGCACUCUUGGCCAAGAAAAACAAACAAAUUGAACAGAUAUGGAACGAUCUUACAACUGUGACGAAAAAGUAUAACGAGCUGAGCGAAAAUUUUAAAUGCACGCUACAGAGUCACGGGAUACAAUACGAACACGAAAUUUUUGAAUUGGUCACCGCCAAGAAAGACGAAUAUUUCGAAAACGUUUGAUUUUUGACACGCGAUAACAUGACGCGGUCGUUUAAACACGUUUGUUUGCCUAUACAGAUGUAUUCAAGGCGUUCCGGUCUAAUCGAUAAGUCGUAAUAUUUAUUCAACUAAACCGCUCCACAAACUCACAAAUUCAUAAAAAAAACGGCUCAGCUUUAACAAUUUUAGCUCUGAAAGUCUCGAUAUAUUUUGUACGACUAAGUUGUUAUAUUUUGGAAAAUGUGAAUAUCUAAUAAACUAUUUUUUGUGUAUAACUGAACUAAAUUUCCGAAAAACUG